AGAGGAGAGAUGGUCGAGAUGGGUCGACCAGAAAGUUGGGAGAAAGUUGGACGAGCGGAAGCGACGACGCUCAGUCGUUUAAAACUGUUCAAAAGUGGUAUGACAAUCGCGGCCAAUGCUUAUAAAAGUACGCUGGGGCUCGUGAUCAAUCUAGAUACCUAUUAUCCUCCCGAAACGUCUAACAGAGGGAAAAGCGGAAGGCCGGACAACGCGCCAAAUCUCAUUCACUCGCUCACUUGGGCAAAACACAUUAUGCAGAAUAAGAAACGUCAAUUGACAGAGAUUGAAAUGAGACAGAGAUAUUUACCAACAGAGAGACACAUGAGACAGAACGGAUGA
This is a messenger RNA of Acaulospora colombiana, 339 nucleotides long. Lineage: Eukaryota; Fungi; Glomeromycota; Glomeromycetes; Diversisporales; Acaulosporaceae. The record is from the annotation of a GenBank genome assembly.